AUGUCAGCUGUCAACGCCAAUAUGUACAUCCCUCCAUCGAAUCAACCCAAUACACUUCGAGAUGUCCUACCAAUACAAUGCGAUAUCACCCCAGCCAAUACAGUUCUCGCUGUCACCUCAGCCAACUUGCAAUUGAACACCGGACAUCACCCCAUUACCCAACUUCAACACACUUCGACACCAUCUCAACACCACCUCGACGUCGACAACAACAACGCCCGAUCACUCUCGAGCACGUCUCGCUCUACCUCCCUCCCCUCCCCACCCGCCAUCGAAGCUCCGCUGAAUCCGCCCUCAGUCACCGCUUCUCACCCACCGAAGCGUAUACCGUACCGACAUUCCGACUAUAUUCCCAAGGCACGCACCCAUCCUCCCACCUCAUUCCCAGAUCCGUCCACCGUCGCGCAUCGAGGCAACCGUCGAGUCGAUUCUAGGUCUACUGGUACCUCCCGCAACCGACGCUCUCAAUACCAACUCACAACGUAA
Coprinopsis cinerea okayama7#130 is the source of this 486-nucleotide messenger RNA. RefSeq lists its product as hypothetical. The coding region runs from base 1 to 486 and encodes 161 amino acids. The transcript has 2 exons. The record is from RefSeq and is a predicted model, not a curated record. Lineage: Eukaryota; Fungi; Basidiomycota; Agaricomycetes; Agaricales; Psathyrellaceae.